AUGAGCAGGUACUUUGUGGUGUACAAGUACGGCUCCGUCGUCUUCUUCAACAUGGGCCGACGCGAGCGGGACGAGUGCCUCAAGCUCGCCCGAUCGUUCACCAAGACCCCGAUCGCGGUGCCGUGCACGGACGACUACAGGGUAAUGGUUCGGCCGGGUAUGGAAGGAUGGGCAGAGUUCGCGGCUGACCACGUGGUACUCAAGCGGCUCGACCUCAACAACAUAUCCGUCAUAGGAACCGUGCUCGCGCAGACGGUUGCGCUGGAGCACCACGAGCUCAAGGUGGACAACAUGAUUGAGAUCUUCAGCGGCUUGAACAAAACAACGGAAGAGACUGGGGAGAUGGAUAUAUCGAAGGCCAGACUGUUCAAGCUGGUGGCGGAGAACAACAACACGCUAACCGAGCUGGUGACAAGAAUGAGGCUCUUGGGAAGGUCGGACACGGCGUGGCAGUACUCGCAGUACGACAAAGUGUGGUCGGGCCUGCGCGCGGACUUCGAGCUCGAGGAGAGGUUUGAUCACCUGGACUACAAGUUGAACCUGAUUCAGACUCAGUCCAAGUUCUACUUGGAGAUUCUGCAGAAUCGGAAGAGCGAUACGCUGGAGUGGAUCAUCAUCGUGCUCAUCAGCAUGGAGAUCUGCGUUUCGCUAUAUGACAUGUACUCAAAGCUGGGAUGA
Molecule: messenger RNA, 678 nt
Organism: Micromonas commoda
Lineage: Eukaryota; Viridiplantae; Chlorophyta; Mamiellophyceae; Mamiellales; Mamiellaceae
Exons: 1
Coding region: 1-678 (225 amino acids)
Source: RefSeq, a predicted model, not a curated record